UUUAAACCAAAAGACUCAAACACUGUUCAUGCAAAAAACCUCUAGCAACGUAGCUUUUUCCUCUCCUGAGCGCUGCGUCCUGAAGAGCAACCCGCAUUAAGAAAACACAAUGGCUUUUCGUGUUACAAGAAACCGCUUGGCUUCCACUAGGACUGACCUCGAAGGAAAGGCGUGCGGGCCCACAAAGCCACGAGCAGCCCUUCAGGAAAUUGGAAACGUCCCAACUACUAAAGAGCCACAAAAGGCUGUCAAGGUCCAGGCUGCCAAGAAGACCAAAGCUCUCGCUCCAAAGGAAAAACCUGAGCCCAAAGCCAAGGAUGUUGCUGUGCUACAGGUUCCUCCUGAGUCGACCUCCCCGACCCCUAUGGAGACGUCGGGGUGCGAACCAGCUGACCUGUGUCAGGCGUUUUCAGAUGUCCUCCUUCAAAGUGCCAUCAGGGAUGUGGAUGCCGACGACUAUGACAACCCAAUGCUCUGCAGCGAAUAUGUGAAGGAAAUAUACAAGUACAUGCGUCAACUGGAGGCUGAGCAGAAUGUUCGAGCCACGUAUCUCCAAGGCCAGGAAGUGACGGGUAACAUGCGUGCCAUACUAGUAGACUGGCUUGUCCAAGUGAACCUGAAGUUCCGCCUGCUGCAGGAGACUAUGUACAUGACCGUGGGAAUCAUCGAUCGCUUUCUUCAGGAGCACCCAGUCCGCAAGAACAAGUUGCAGCUGGUCGGAGUAACCGCCAUGUUCCUGGCUUCAAAGUACGAGGAGACUUACCCGCCAGAGAUCUCCGACUUUGCCUUUGUGACCGACAGGGCGUACACCACUGCUCAGAUCAGAGAGAUGGAGAUGACCAUCCUGCGUGUGCUCAAAUUCCAACUGGGUCGUCCUCUUCCCCUGCAGUUCCUCAGGAGGGCCUCCAAGAUCCAUGAGGUCACCGCUGAACAGCACACACUGGCUAAAUAUUUGCUUGAGCUCACCAUGGUCGACUACGAAAUGGUUCAUUUCCCACCUUCAAUUGUGGCGAGUGCUGCUUUGGCGCUGGCGCUGAAGCUGUUGGAUGCUGGGGAGUGGGAUGCAACGCUGCAGCACUACAUGGACUACACCGCUGACAGUUUGGUUCCCAUCAUGGCUCACAUUGCAAAGAAUGUUGUCAAAGUGAAUGAAGGAAAAACUAAGCAUAUGGCCGUCAAAGGGAAGUAUUCUACUUCAAAACAGAUGAAGAUCGCAACAAUUUCGCAGCUGAAGUCUUCUGUAGUGAAAGAGCUUGCGAUGCAACUCACACAGUGACUUUUUUUUGGCACAAUGUGCUAAUUGUACAGAGUGGUGUCGGGAGUUCCUGGGGUUUUUACAUUUUUAAGGACACAUUUUUUUAAAUGCCUUUUUAAUCUCUGUAAAUACUCUAAACUCAAUCCUUCAGACUAUCCCUGUCCAGAUUUUCAAAUUGCAUUUAUUUAUGCUGUUUUAUGCACGCUUUAACAUUUGUGGUUCUUAAAUGUGUUAAACAUUAAAUGAUUUUUUUUUUUGGCCAGAAUGUUGUCAAAGCUCUCCUCUAGAGGGCGCCAUUGGAUAAAGUGUGUUGACUUUAGUGCGAUAUCAAUAUGCUUUGACAUUCAAUUGUAAUUUGAUCAUAAUUUAUAGUCCAGAUAGAACACUAGGCAAAGUUAUUCCUAAACAUUUUAAUAUACAAUGUCAUACUAGAACCAUUUUUUUAUUUCAAAUAAAGUAAAUGGUGCAAAAACUA
Molecule: messenger RNA, 1730 nt
Organism: Doryrhamphus excisus (bluestripe pipefish)
Lineage: Eukaryota; Metazoa; Chordata; Actinopteri; Syngnathiformes; Syngnathidae
Gene: ccnb1
Product: cyclin B1
Biological process (GO): mitotic cell cycle phase transition
Molecular function (GO): cyclin-dependent protein serine/threonine kinase regulator activity
Source: RefSeq, a predicted model, not a curated record